Molecule: messenger RNA, 787 nt
Organism: Helianthus annuus (common sunflower)
Lineage: Eukaryota; Viridiplantae; Streptophyta; Magnoliopsida; Asterales; Asteraceae
Product: ethylene-responsive transcription factor WIN1
Exons: 2
Coding region: 86-685 (199 amino acids)
Biological process (GO): regulation of DNA-templated transcription
Molecular function (GO): DNA binding; DNA-binding transcription factor activity
Source: RefSeq, a predicted model, not a curated record
ACAGUACUUCACAUUUAAUGAUCUCUCUCUUCUUCUACUGUGAUCUCGUACUUUAUAUAUCUUCUUCUAUAAAUUCCUUGUGACAAUGAAGCAACUUCACAUAUUAAUCAUGGUACAAUCAAAGAAGUUCAGAGGUGUCAGGCAAAGGCAAUGGGGUUCCUGGGUAUCUGAGAUUAGACACCCACUCUUAAAGAGAAGAAUUUGGCUUGGAACAUUUGAGACAGCAGAGGCAGCAGCUAGAGCAUAUGAUCAAGCAGCCAUCUUAAUGAACGGCCAAAGUGCAAAAACAAACUUUCCGGCCACCAACAAGAACUUUUCCGGCAACAACAACCACUCUCCACCACCACAGACAGAGAUUCCAGCGGCCACUUUAGCCGCUAAACUGCGUAAAUGCUGCAAAGAUCCAUCACCUUCACUCACAUGUUUACGUCUUGACAGUGAUAACUCUCACUUUGGAGUGUGGCAGAAACGUCCUGGAAAAGGGUCCGGGUCGGGUUGGGUGAUGAAAGUGGAGCUUGGUGGCAAGAGGAAGGAGGGAGCGGUGGAGGAAACAAGUACGGUGGUGGAGGAUGGUGGCUCCGGUGAUCCAGAAAUAGAUGAAGAAAAUAAAGCAGUAAUGCAAAUGAUUGAAGAGUUGCUUAACUGGAAUUCAACUCCACCUUCACUUUGUAUAGUCAAUGGUUAGCGACCGGUUUGUAUAUUAUGAUUAUGAUUAUUAGGGAUUUUUCAAAGAAAUUUCCUUUUCUUUCUCUUGUUGUUAAGAUGAAUAAUAUGUUUAUUUUAAGUA